Molecule: messenger RNA, 1284 nt
Organism: Solanum dulcamara
Lineage: Eukaryota; Viridiplantae; Streptophyta; Magnoliopsida; Solanales; Solanaceae
Product: beta-amyrin 16-alpha-hydroxylase CYP87D16-like
Exons: 9
Coding region: 1-1284 (427 amino acids)
Biological process (GO): sterol metabolic process
Molecular function (GO): monooxygenase activity; oxidoreductase activity, acting on paired donors, with incorporation or reduction of molecular oxygen; iron ion binding
Source: RefSeq, a predicted model, not a curated record
AUGGACAUUUUAUUCACCUCUUUCCUAGACGAAAUAAAAAAGAUAAAUAUAUUGGGAGUUUGGUAUGUUGUGUUAACAAUUUUAACUAUUUAUGCUACUAAGUGGUUUUAUAGAUGGAGAAAUCCAAAAUGCAAUGGAAUUCUUCCACCAGGUUCAAUGGGAUUUCCUUUCAUUGGGGAAACUCUUCAAUUGAUUCUUCCAAGUCACUCUUUGGACCUUCCUCCAUUCUUGAAAAAUAGAAUUAAAAAAUAUGGACAAAUGUUUAAAACAAAUGUAGCUGGGAGGCCAGUGAUUAUAAGUGCUGAUUCAGAAUUCAAUAGUUUUAUUCUUAAGCAAGAUGGGAAAUUAGUGGAAACAUGGUCAUUAGACACUUUUGCUGAAAUGACAGUUGAUUUUGCUGCAAAACAAAUUUUCAGUGGUGAUCUUGAGAAUGCACCAUUUAAUAUAAGUGACAUGUUCAGAGACUUAGUAGAAGGUCUAAUGUCUUUCCCAAUUAAUCUUCCUGGAACUUCUCAUCAUAAAUGUUUAAAGAUACAUAAGAAAGUACGUGAAACAAUGAGAGACGUACUGAAAAAAAGGAUUGAGUCAUCUACAAGAAAACGCAAAGGAGAGGAAGACCUAGUUGAUCAUCUUCUAAGAGACAUGGAUUCUCAUAAAUUUUUAACUGAGGAUUACAUAGUUCAAAUGAUGUUUGGUUUGUUAUUUGUUACCUCUGAUUCUAUUUCAACUACAUUGGCUUUGUCUUUCAAGUUGCUUGUUGAACAUCCUGAUGUCCUGGAGGAAUUAAUAGUUGAACAUGAAGCAAUUUUGAAGAAUAAAGAGAGUUUAGAUGCCCCUCUCACUUGGAAUGACUACAAAUCCAUGACAUUUACACUUCAGGUUAUCAAUGAAGUCCUGAGGUUGGGAAAUAUUGCACCUGGACUAUUUCGCCGAGCAUUAAAGGAUAUUUCAGUUAACGGAUAUACAAUUCCAGCAGGAUGGGUAAUUAUGAUUGCAACUGCUGCUCUUCAUUUAAAUUCAGACCAAUUUGAGGAUCCCCUUUCAUUUAAUCCAUGGAGAUGGAAGAAAAUUCAACUAAAUGGCGGAGCUAAAAAUUUCAUGCCAUUUGGAUUUGGGAUGAAGCAAUGUGCUGGUGCAGAAUAUAGCAGGGUCUUUUUAGCCACUUUCCUACAUGUUUUGGUCACUAAAUAUAGAUGGACAAUGGUUAAAGGAGGCAAAAUAAUUCGAGCACCAAUUAUAAGAUUUCCAGAUGGAUUUCACUUCAACAUAUCUAAGAAGAACUAA